AUGUCAGCAGGCAGCAGGGGUGAUGUCAGCAAGCGUGGUGCACUGGGUGUGUGCUGGUGUGUGCUUUACAGUGUGAUCCGAACAUGUGAUGCUAGUGGGUGUGUGCUGGUGUGUGCUUUGCAGUGUGUAUUGUAUUGUAUAACAUGUGAUGCUAGUGGGUGUGUAUUGUAUUUAUCUACUAUUAACACCUUGGAUCCCAAAGAAAAGUGGUCGAUUUGGUGGAACUCUUCUUCGGAUAAGUGUGAUCCUAAAGGUCUAUGCGGGCUUAAUGGGUUUUGUGUUUCAAAUAAUACAGAGGCCGACUGUAGAUGUCUUGCGGGAUUUGCUUACGUUAAUCCGAGUAGUUGGUCUUCUGGGUGCGUGAGAAAUUACACUGCAGAAAGCUGCAAAAUCACAAAUGGGGACGGCAAUACCAAAUAUUACAAGAUGAGCCCAUUAGAAAAUUCUAUAUGGGAAGAUGAUUCGUAUUCGGUGCUACAAUUGAGUUCCAGGAAAGAAUGUGAAGAUGCCUGUCUGAAAGACUGUAACUGUGAAGCUGCACUAUACAAAGACCAGCAGUGCAAAAAGCAGAGGCUUCCUUUGAGAUUCGGAAGAAGAUGGCUAAAUGAUUCAAACGCUGCCUUCAUCAAGGUGGGUGAAUCUAUUUCACCAAACACCGAAGGUGUUCCGACUCAUAGUGACAAUCCACCCAAGAAACCAAAGAAAGAUUUCCUAAUCAUCGGUGUUUCACUUCUUGUUUUUUCUUUGAUGAUGUUGGCGAUUUCAGGUGUACUUUUGUACAGAAACCAUGUUUGGGCAUAUAAAAAGAUUUCUACAAAAAGGAAUGUUGAGUUGGGCGUGGAAGCUGCUCUAAGAACUUUUAUCUUCGCAGAAUUAGAACAAGUUACAAAUGGGUUCAACCAAGAAUUGGGUAGAGGAGCGUUCGGGACUGUUUUUAAAGGAUUCAUAUCGGACAACCAAAAGGAUGUAGCUGUGAAGAGGUUAGAGAAAGUGUUGACAGAGGGUGAACACGAAUUUCAAACAGAGAUAAGAGUAAUUGGGAGAACCCAUCAUCGGAACCUAGUUCGACUGAUUGGUUAUUGCCUCGAAGGACCUAACAGGCUUCUGGUAUACGAGUACAUGAGUAACGGAUCCCUUGCAGAUUUUCUUUUCACACCCGAAAAUGAAAAUCGGCCAGAUUGGGAUGAAAGGAUUGGAAUUGCUCUGCACAUUGCCAGAGGCUUACUCUACUUGCAUGAAGAGUGCGAGCCACAGAUCAUCCACAGUGAUAUAAAGCCACAAAAUAUACUGAUUGAUGGGCACGGGUGCGCCAAAAUCUGUGACUUUGGCUUGGCAAAGCUUUUGAAACCGAACCAAACAAAAACUUUUACAAUGAUUAGAGGAACAAGGGGUUAUGUUGCACCUGAGUGGCACCGAAAAUUGCCAGUAACAGUCAAAGUAGAUGUUUACAGUUUCGGAGUUUUGCUGUUGGAGAUCAUAUGUUGUCGAAAGUGUUUGGAGUUGAGCUUUAGCGAGGAAGAAGCUGUCCUUGAAGAAUGGGUUUAUGAUUGCUUUCAGACCAAGGAACUUGGUAAGCUGGUGGGUAAUGAAGAUGUGGACAUGAGAAAACUUGAAAGAAUGGUUAAAGUAGGCCUUUGGUGCAUUCAAGAUGAGCCAUCGCUCCGUCCUUCAAUGAAGAAAGUUUUAUUAAUGCUAGAGGGGACUGUAGACAUUCCGAUUCCUCCCAGUCCUACUUCCUUUCUAAGUGCCAUAUAAAUCUUUCUCAUUGUUAUGAAUUGAUAAAGUAGGCCCUUGAUGCAUCUAGGAUCCGUCUAGUUCCUUCAACGAAGAAGAAAUAAGUUCUUGUUGAUGUUUUGUCCAAAUUAAUUUUAAAUAUGGGCUUCAUCAUACAAGAGUUUAAUCUAUAUCACACAUUAAUUGUUUUCUUAGGUAUUUUUCUGUGUUAAAAUUUUGUCCUUGGCAUUAUUGUAUUGAUAUUUUUGUCAGCAAUAAGAAUGCUUCAC
Messenger RNA from Camellia sinensis, 2003 nucleotides. Lineage: Eukaryota; Viridiplantae; Streptophyta; Magnoliopsida; Ericales; Theaceae. The record is from RefSeq and is a predicted model, not a curated record.